Molecule: messenger RNA, 2467 nt
Organism: Hypoxylon fragiforme
Lineage: Eukaryota; Fungi; Ascomycota; Sordariomycetes; Xylariales; Hypoxylaceae
Exons: 1
Coding region: 157-1815 (552 amino acids)
Biological process (GO): DNA-templated transcription
Molecular function (GO): DNA binding; zinc ion binding
Source: RefSeq, a predicted model, not a curated record
ACUUGACUAAUAACAUGGAUGAUCAUGUAAGAAUAGGUAAUAUCACAAAUAUACCAAGGAUGCCAAAGAUCUACGGACUUGCCUUAUUAAGCGAGCCCGCGGACUUGCUCUUGAUCACCACCGGAAUUGAUCAUUGAGAGUACCUGACCCCACACCAUGAAGAGAAUCAGAUGUAUCGGGGACCACGGAGAUGGUAAUGGGUUGAAACGAAGACAAGUGCGGGCGGCUUGUUCUUCCUGCAGGAAGGGGAAACGCAGAUGCCAUCACAAUCCUGAGAAUGAACCUCCGAAGGGAUCUACGAGCGAGGUAACGAAUGCGCUCACUAGCUCGCUAAGCAGUAUUGACUACGUCGACUCUACAAUUCAUGAGAAUGAGCAAUCAUGUUCGCCUGUUUUUGAUUCAGGGUCAACAGCUCUCUUCAUUGGGCCUUCCUCAGCAAACCGUCUUCUACUAUCUGCAUGCAUAUCUCCCGAUAUGACGGGAAUUGGCAUAGAGCUGGAUGCGGCGCGACAGCUUCCUUGCUCUCGGAUCCUGCGCCCUUCUCUUCAGGAUAUGAAAGCGCCUGCGUCGGAACGCCGACCGGGCGUCGCCCCAGAAUACCUUCCCAUGGUGGUAAGAGCAGUGUUGCCAUACCUAGAAAUCGAGUGUCUUCGAGUCCUACCCCCUCAGCAGGAUUUGGAUUCGCUUAUACAGAUUUUCAAGCAAGAAAUCCACCCUAUUCUACCCAUUGUAGACUUUACGACAACAGCACUCGCAGAACCUGUCAACCGCGAGGAUGCGGCAUCUAUCACACUGAGGCAGGCUAUUUGUCUAGCUGCUUGCAAGAACACGUCAGCUAAACAAUAUCUCAAUCUCCCAAAAUGCGAAAAUGGGCCCAUUGCCCAGAGGACGCCUCGAGAGUUUGCUGACGCGACUUUUAGCGCUCUCAAAAUCGCCUUGGAUAUCGGUCUUGUCGAUAACAGACUGGAGCUUGUUCAAGUCUUAGCCCUGAUGACAUUACAUUCCUACGGUCCCGACGGCGACGAUGAAGUAUCCCGCUUAUGUGGUCAAGCUGUCCAUUAUGCUUACUCCGCCGGCUUACACUAUCCUUCGCGGCCGGAAAGUCCCCUUUCAGAAACUCGACGUAUGGAAAUACUAUGCUCUCUCUUCGCCCUUGACAAAAUCAUCGCCAUGGUCACGGGCCGUCCGACAAUAAUCCGAAGUAAUGAAAUAUGCUUGCCAGCAGAGAAUGAUGAUACUUUGAGAACUCUUCCACCUGGUCUUCAGCUCUUGUUUUGUCUGUGCCAGAGGCUUGACCGCAUCCUCGAUCUUUACCGAGCCCGGCCACCCCAUGAGAUGGAAAAAGAAGAAUGCAUCUGGGAGACAUCUUGGCAGGGGUUCGAAGAUCUAGCUAGGGACUGCAAUGCUCACACCAUGGAGGCGCCCCUCCAAGUAACCCUUGAGCUUCUUUGUCACAGUAUGAGCGUCAUAUCUUAUCGGCCACCCAAGGCUUUACCCAUUGAUCAUCAAGCCCCUGAAAUCACACCGUCUCCAUCAAUUCAGAGCUCAAGAAUGGGGCAAAAGUACUGUGCCCAACAAGUAUGUCUCCUCCUUGAGCAAGAAAUAACCAUGCUUCCCUUUAUACCAUAUGCAGCAUCUCUUUCACUAACGGUCGCUCUACGUACCAUACGGACAACCUUCCUGGAAAGCACAAAGCGGAUUGCUAAGAAGGACGCAGAGAAGAGCCUACAACUGCUUGAUAGGUUAGCAGAUAUUUAUUGGCACGCGGAAUCGACGAGUAUGGUCGGACGUCGGAUUCUUCAAAGUCUUUUAUAAGCAAGUAGUAUUAGGCAUUCGUUGGUUUACUAGGUUGGUGUCUACUCCGUGUUGAUUGCUAACAUGACUCCGAGUUCGUCUCUCACUGAUAUUCAAUCGUAGGUAGGCAUAUAGUACAUAUCCAAACACGACACUUGAUAGCUUCUUACCUAGAUCAUCGUGAGUUUCGGUACAUACUAGGCAACGGCUGCUUCUCAAGCUGGUCCUUUGCUUUUUCUAUCCACUUUUUUACCCACCUCUUUCUCCUACAUACCUAGGUAGUAGGAAGCGCGCGCGAUUUCGAGUCCACAGAAAUUUGUAGAACUCGAAAUAACAGUUUCCUCCAAUAUUUGGAUAGGUCCUACUAUUAAUAGAUCGAUUCGAGAUCGAAAUAUGACCUGUUAUUAUAUUUCGAUACUCGCGUUUUGAUAUUAUUUCGUGUAACUCACUCCACUUGGAAGGCGGCUAUUAAAGGAAUGAAGUACGAAGUCUGCGUUACACAACAAAAAGGGGCUUAAAACUUCACCUAUACUACUAUAUACCUAUCCGUGAGAGGAUAUUCUAAGACUAUUCAGCGCCUAUUUUCAACUAAUCCUCGUUGUUUAGGUGGAACUUGUAAGUCUUCUGAAUCAAUUUUCUUGGGCAAGUUCUUAACUCGUUACCCAUGUCUUAA